This is a messenger RNA of Diuraphis noxia (Russian wheat aphid), 1617 nucleotides long. RefSeq lists its product as uncharacterized. NCBI's taxonomy places the organism in Eukaryota, Metazoa, Arthropoda, Insecta, Hemiptera, Aphididae. The record is from RefSeq and is a predicted model, not a curated record.
UAUUCAAUGUUUGUCUUUUAUAUAUUAUGUAAUAGUCCCAGUGCCACCGAAAGUCGGUUUCUUUAGCUUUUAUUUGUGUCAAAGGUGGUACUGCAUUAGUAUAYCUACGUCUCGUUCAUUGGUCGUUAUACUUUUUCAUGUCAAAGCUUGGCCAAAAYCUCAAAUUUAUUUUCCUUCUUUUUUUGUAUUUUUUMGCCUCUCAAGCUGCAUGGUCAUAAUUCCCAGCCAGUGGUGUUGCAUAUAUUUCAUUCGUGUUAACACAUUACAUCAAAMUUCCUUUUUUGUAUACAUCUAUUUCAUCAUUGCCUUUGUUGUUCGUCAUUUUUACAUUCAAAGGUUCCGUAAGUAUCACUAUUAUUAUAAUAUAAGGUUCUAAUUAUUAUUCCCCAAUUCAGCAGGGCGUUCAAGGCGUACUUACAGAACCACGUGGUUGUGGAUUGUAGCAUUAUUAUUAUUUGUGGUGCAUUUGUGGUUGUGUUAGUCKUUGAACUGGUGGCUCGUUGGUCRUACAUUCUCGAGAUUGUCACACAUUUUAUUUUAUAUUGUAUUAUUUUUUAUUGUACAAGUGUGGGCUUCCCGAGACGGUAGCGUUCCGGUUUGAAGCCGCCAACGGACACCAGUUACCAGCGGGAGGAGAGAUGGCAAAGAUUUUAUGUCUGUAUGACAUUUAUAAUAUUUGGAUGAUUUUCGUUUGGCGCAAGAUUGUAAAAAUGAAAAUUUCAAAGUGUUUAGGCAAUUUGUAUGAUUCAUUUUUUACGAGAAAUUCACAUACAGACUGRUGGUGCCAGCAAUAAAGAAAAAGAUGCUGCAUGGAAUGAAAUUGGUAAUGGUUACAAUUGUCAACAAGUUAGUGGCAUUAGAAGCAUUCGUCAAUUAAAAUCAGUAUACGAUGUACAAAAGAGGAAAGCUCGCAAGGACAAAAGUGAUAACAGGGUUGAAGUUUACAAGACUGGUGGUGGCUGUAAUUUUUCAACUUUAUCAAAUACGACAGAAAAAGUUAUUGGUAUCUUAGCUGAUCGUUUAGAUCCUUUACAAAACCAUUUUGAUUCUGAUUCUGAUUUUCCAGAUAAUAAUAAGACAAUGAAUGUUGAACAACUAGAUCAAUACAUAAUUGAAACCAUAAACGAAGAAGUUCUAUCAGAUAACUCUAAUUUGUUUGAGCAGGAUGCAUUAAYAAAUAAAAGAUCUUCAGAAACACCGUUAACAACUAGAAACAAAGUAAUGAGAACAAUAGACAAACAAUCUAUUAACCAUGAUGUUGGAACUGUUAGUACUCCUGUAACCAAGAACAUAGAUAUAGAAAUUAAAAAACAUGGCUCUUCUUCAAAAAAAGUAUAUGAAGGGUUGCACCGUUUGACUUCUAAACAUUUGAGUUUAAUUGAUGAUAAAGAAAAGGUGAAAGAAAAUUUAAAUUCAAUAGCAUUAAGAAAAACUCAAUUACAUUUGGAGACUGCAGAAAUUGAACUUAAGAUAGCUGUUAAAAGACAAGAUACUGAAAAUGAAAAGAAUGCUUCAGAACUCAGACAAAUGAAACUAAAAGAACAAAUUCUAGAGUCUGAGUUUAAACAAAAUAAAAUGAAGGAAACCAUUCUAACUAAACAAUUAUGUAAUAUGUGA